AUGAAACUUUACACUGUUGCGCCAGCCCUAGCGGCUACUACCCUAUCACAGGCUAUUACAACGCCAGAAGCCGGCCAUGGUAAUCUCACAAUUGCGCUAUUUGCAGACAGCCAGGGCGACUCCUGCAAAGCCAACGACAUUAGCAACACAAUUUCCCUGACCACCAGCUCGGUGCCUGUCGUUUACACUUGCUUCAAUGUCAGUGAUAUCUUUUCACAAGGCAACAGCACGGGCUUCCAGAAUUCGACGUCCAACAUCUACGACGGCCAUGGUGAUAUUGAGCAACCCAACGGCAUCGCCUGGUUCCUGCAAAAUCAGAAUCUGUACGACGCCAAGGCCAACUAUAGCCGCGUCUGGUACUCGCAGGCCAACACGUCUGAAAUCAAAGAGGGUAAAGAUGCGCCGUGGGUCUUCUACACGUAUGCGUUCCCCAAUUGCCGACAGCUUGGCGAGGGCCACCCGGAAAAGGGUGCUGACCCGUGGUUCGAAACGAGCUGCCAGACGAAAAAGGACGGCCAGUGCAGGUCGACGCCAGGACCCGUCGUUAGCUUCGCCAUUAACCGGGCGGAUUCGUAUAAUGAAGGCCACGGGGGCUGCGAGACAUGGGCCAGGCUUGGUGCUGCGACAAGAUUCGGGCAAGGUGUUAGUGCUGCAGUGCUAAGCGUUGCCAGUGCCGCAGCGGCGUGGCUUCUGAUUUGA
This is a messenger RNA of Akanthomyces muscarius, 699 nucleotides long. RefSeq lists its product as uncharacterized. The transcript has 2 exons. Bases 1 to 699 code for a protein of 232 amino acids. Lineage: Eukaryota; Fungi; Ascomycota; Sordariomycetes; Hypocreales; Cordycipitaceae. The record is from RefSeq and is a predicted model, not a curated record.